AAAGAGAGAGGAGAGAAUUGAAUUAUAUAUAUUUUUUUGUAUAAAUAAUUUGGCAAUCGUCAGAUGGCGUACUUGCCAAUUGUUGACUCUCUCUCUCUCGCUCCUCCGCCCCUCAAAUAAAUAUAUAUUUUUUAUGAUCAAAAUGGCAGCAACAUUCGGAACAACGUUGUGUCCUCACACAAGGCGGACGCAGUUUCCUCAUCGCGUCUCGUCAUAAAUAACACACACCUUGUUUAUCAGCAAUAAUAUCACCGCAAUAAAAUAUUAUUAUAAUAAUAACAAUAAAUAUACAAACUAAAUAAAAAUAAAAAAAAUAAAAAAACACUUAUCCUAAUUUUUUAUUUUUUGUACACGUGUGCAUCAUCUUGUGGUUCAUUUUUAUCAUAGAAUCUCAUUGGUGGAAAUAAAGAACACGAAAAAGUGAAAAAAAAAAAAAGCGAUAUAUGUUAAAAUAAAUAAAAAACGAAGAUUCCCUCCAUUGUGUUUAUCUUCUCUCUUUCUUGCUCUCUCUUACUCUCUUUCUCUUGUGUGGAAUAAAAUUUAAAAAAAAAUAAUUUUUAGAGACAGAAAGACAGGACACACCAAUACACAUAUAUACACUUUAUAUAUAUUUUUUUCGCCUCUUUCUUCUUUUUUUUAUGAAAAAAAAAAAAAAUAAUAAUAAUCAUCAACGACGACGACUACGAUAAUCAAGUGUUGGUGACCCAGCAGUUUAUUUAUUUAUCAAUUGUGUGUUUAAUGUUGUUAACCAAAAAAUAAUAAAUAAUUGUUUGUGAUUAUUUAAUAAUACAACGUAAACAUUGUUUAUUAAUAGUUUUGUGAAAGUCAAUCAAGUUCAUAUUCCAGUUAAUAAUUAUUGGCGUUGUGAAUUAUUUUUAUAUUUAUUUUUACUUUUUUUUUUUUUUAAUUUUAUUAUUACAUUUUUGAUAAUUCAUUGGUAAUACACAUCGUCGUCAUCAUCAUCAUUAUCAUCAUCAUCAUCUUGAAGUAGUGAGUGUUACAGUUUUGGAGUAGACGCUUUGCCGGAUAUAUUUGAAAGUGUCUUAUCAGUCCCAGGAAAUAUAUAAAAUAUAAUUUAAUAUAUACUGGAAAAAAAAAAAAGGAAAUGUCCAUGGUUGACUGAUCAUUCAUAAAAUUUUUCAACGAAAUAACGAAUUUAAAAGAGAAAAAAAAAAAUCUGAUGAUUGACAUACAGAAGAUGGGAAAAUAAAUUAAAAAUAAUCAAUAAUGAUUGAUAAAAUUCCAAAAUAUUAUAAUUGAUAAAAAAUAUUGAUAGCCUGUUGAUAUCAGGCUAGUGACACCAUUAAGGUGUCGAAAAUUAAUGUAAUGGAUCCAGUUGGUUCAUGGUAUGCAACAUACGAUCGUAUACAAACAGGUGCAACAAUUGGCCCGUUUGAAAAUGUUGAAUCAACAGGUACUGGUAAUUUUAUAACAAAUAAUCAAAUAAUAGGAUCAACAACAACACCAACAGUAGCAGCAGCAACAACAACACCAUUAUUAUUACAAACAUCAACAGUAUCACCAGAAUCAUCAUCAUCAACAGCACCAACAACAACACCAACUGGUGUACAUCCAGCAGUAUCAAUAACUGGUCAAACAACAACAUUUAAUCCUGCUAAUUAUUUAACACAAGUACCAACUGUUAGUUAUGAAGUAUUUCCAUUAUUUCAACAACAACGACAACAAAUACAAAUGACACAAUUAGCAGGUAAACAUUCAACAGCAACAUCACCAGUAUCGGAUGUUGAAAAUGAAAAUUAUUUAGUUAGCCAUCAACAACAACAACAGCAACAAAAUACAACAUCUUAUUAUGAAACACAACAGACACAAUCAACAUCACCAAAUUCAUCAACAAUUGGAUGGUCAUCACAUCAAACAAAUACAAGUUUACCAAGUCCAUUUGGUAUAUUACCACAUGAAAGUAUUGUAUGUCCAAUAUCACCACAACAAACAUCAUCAACAAAUACAAAACAACAAACAACAAAUAAUACAACAACAGUAGUACAAAAUUAUGAUGGUAGUUUUAAUGUUCCAUUUACAAGUGGACAAGUUAUUAAUAAUCAACAAUUAACAUCAACACCAACAACAACAACAAAUUAUCAAAAUAAUAAUAAUAAUAGUAGUAAUCAAACAAAUGAUAAAUUAACAAUGCAACAAAGUUGUAUUGUAACAGCACAAAAUAAUAAUAUUACAAAAGAUUAUAGACAUCAUCAGCAUCAACAACAACAACAACAAGUUACAAGACCAACACCAACAAUAAUAUCGUAUCAACAAUCACCAUCGUCAUCAUCAUCUUCCUCGUCUUCUUCAUCCUCAUCAUCAUCAUCAUCUGUAUCAUUAUCAUUAUCAUCACAAUUAAUUAAUGAUAAAAAUACAAUACGUAAUUAUAAUGGUACAUUAAAAUCAAAUGGUGUUAAUGGUCAAGUUACUGUACAAACAAAAGCACAAGCUAAAAUAUAUCCAGAUAUUAUUAAUAAUCAUGAACAUCAACAUUCUGGACAUGUUGUUGAUACUGUACUUGAAACAUCACAAUCAUCACCAAUUAGUUAUUCAAUUAUUGAUAAUAGAAAUAUUAAUUAUCAACAAAAUGGUAAUAUACCACAACAGCAACAACAAAAUAAUAAUCAACAAAGAACAAUUAUUAAUACAAAUUUACAACAACAACAACAACAACAACCACAAUUUCAUAUUAUUAAUCAACAAACACCAAAUCAACAACAAACGUAUCGUCAAUUUGUAACAAAUUCACAAAAUGAUCAUGAAUAUCAUCAUCCAAGAUCAAAAUCAUCAGCAUCAACUGAUUCAGCAUAUUCAUCAACAACAUCAACAACACAAAAUGGUAUUGAUUGUAACGGUGGUGGUGGUAGUGGUGGUAAUGGUAGUGUUGUUGUUGUACCACGUAGACAAAGUCCAUUACAAGGACAUUCACAAGCAAGUCCACUUGGACAUGCACCAAGUCCAGCAUAUCCAAUGUACAAUAGUCCAAUGACAUCAAUGUCAUCACCAUCACCAUUACAACAUGAUAUUAAUCAAGGAUCAUAUAUUAAAACACAAAUGACACCACCAUCACCACUUGAUGUUACAAUUGUAACAACACGUCCACCAUCAACACACAAUCAAAUUGGUUAUCCAUCAGUUAUAACAAGAGCAUUGAGUAUUACAGAUAAUAAUAAAACAAGUAUUUAUGAUAAUACCAAUGAUACUAAUAUUAAUUAUCAACAAAAAACACAACAACAAUUGUGUUGGGAUAAUAAUCCAAGACAAGAUAAUAAUAAUUAUACAACAAAUAAUGAACAAUUAAAUUCACAACAAGUUAUAACUGCUCAACAAGUACAACAAAGAAUUUUAGUUGUACCAGAGAGAUUAACAAAUUAUUUUAAUCCAACACAAGUUACAUUACAAAAUGAACAAUUAAAUAUUGUUAAAAAUAUACAAUCAGCAGCUUGUCAUUUACAACAAGCGCUGCAACAACCAUUAACAAUAAAUAAUAAAAAAACUGAUAAACCAAAAAAUACUAGAAAACGUAAUAAUAAAAAAGGUGAUCAACAAGUUACAUCAUCAACUGUUGUGCCAUUAACAACAACAGCAGUAACAGCAGUAGCAGUAACAGCGACCACAGCAAUAGUACCACCACCAACAACAACAGCAACAACAACAACGUCGACAACAACAAAUAAUACACAAACAUCAAUAAUUAAUAAUUUUAUUGAUAGAAUACCAAGAUCAUCAAAUAAUAAUGAUAAUAUUAAUCAACAACAAUCAUCAACAAAUGGUUAUUUUGAUUUUGAAAAAUGGAAUUUAUCACCACAAAAUAAUAAAAUGUUUUCAUCAACAUCAACACCAUUUUUAACACAUAAUACUAUUAUGUCAAAUGGUAAUUUUAUUGGCAAUACAAAUAAUCAACAAUCAAUGACAUCACCACCACAGCUUGCUUAUUUUCCAACUUUUAAUUUAACAAGUGGACAACAUUCACAAGAAUAUCAAUCAACAGUUGAUAUGUCUGCUGUUAAUUAUCAACCACAACAACAACAGCAGCAUUAUCAUCAUCAUCAUCAUCAACUACCACAACAACAACUUCAGCUGCAGCAGCAACAACAACAACAGCAACAAUUACAACAACAGCAGCUGCAAAUACAACAAUCACAACAACAAAAUAUACUAACAACAAAUCUAACACCAGUAAAUACAAAAAUAACAAAUCAUGAAGGUCAAUUAAAUAAUAUUAAAAAAGUUAUAGUUCCGGAUAUUGAAGAAGAAUUAGAAUUUUUACAAAAUAAUGAAUUUAUAGAACAUAAAGAAAAUAAUAAAAUAAAUAAUAAAGAAUUAAAAAAACCAUCAUUAGAUCCAAAUACUGGUUUUAUGACAAGUUUUUUAAAAUUUUUACAAGGUGAAAGAGAACCAUCACCAACACCAAUAAUACGUGGUGGUAAAAAAUCAACAUGGAACAGAACACGACCAUAUGUACCACCUGAAUCUACAUCAUCAUCACCUGCAUCAUCAUCAUUGUCACAACGUAAAAAUGAUAUCAUUAAUGGACAAUAUGAUAAUAAUAAAAAUACAACAGCAACAACAGCAAUAACAACGACAACAACAUUAACAAAACAAGAUCAAUUACCAACAAUUGAUUAUGCAAAUGAUCCAAGAUAUUUUCCACUACCAAAAGAAAGAAAAAAACCAUAUUUUUCAUCAACUGAUGAUGAUGAUAAUAAUGAGGAUGAUGGAGAUGAUGAUGUUGGAGAUGACGAUGAUCAUGAUAGUGAUGAUACAUAUAUAUUAAAUAAAAAUAAUAAAUUAAUAAAUAAAAAUAAUGAUGAUAAUUUAUUAAAUAAUAAAAUUAAUAAUAAUAAAUCUAAAAAAAUUAAAAAAACAAGUAAAACAAGUAGAACUAAAAGUAGUAAAAAAAUUAUUAAUAAAAAAAAAACUAAAAAAAAUGAUACGACAAUUGAAAGAAUGAAAAAAAAAAGUAUUAUAAGUAAUGCAACAAUUGAUAUAUUAAAUACAAAAAUAAUGAAUAAUAAAAGAUCAAAAAAUAAUAAUUCAUCAUCAUCUUCAUCGUCAUCAUUACCACCAAGAAGAGAAACAGCUAAAAGAAAGGCUAAAGAAAAAAUAACAAAUAAACAACUUGCUGAACAACAUAGUGAUGAUGAUGGAGGUGUUGAUGGUGCUGGUGGUGAUGAUGGUGGUGAUCCAGCAUGGAAUCCAUCAGCAAAAACAGCUAUUGGAGCUAUUGUUGAAGUUGAUGAUAAUAAUAAAAAGAAAAAACGUGGUAAAAUAAUUGUUAAUAAACGUGGACAUAAACGUAUGCUUGAUGAUGAUGAAUAUAUGUCAACAAUUGAUGCUGUUAGUCGUAUUGGUGGUACAAAUAAUAAAAAAAAAAGAACAAAAAGAAAUUCAACAAAAUCAUCUGUUAAAAUUGAUGAAAAAUUAUUGGCAUCAAUUAGUGAUGAGGACAUUGACAUAUCACCAUUUAAGCAGCGAAUUAUGGAUGAUCAUGAUGACGGGGCUGGUGAAUUUGUUGUUAUUAAAUCAGAACUUAAUGAGGAAUAUCCAGCACUUUGGAGAAUUGAUGGAAAAACAUUGUUACAAAAAUAUGAGCCAUUUGAUUCAAAUGGCAAAAUACUUUAUAGGAAUAUAUCAACGUACUCUGGAUGGUCACCACAAAAUCGUCAAAUUUAUCAACAAGUACCAGUUAAAUUUUGGCUACAAGAAAAAAUGGAAACAGUUGUUGAAUUUUUACGUGAUGAAUUAAUACUGGAUGACAGAGAAUUUAUCAAUAAAAAUAUCCAAGAAAAUGAACAGUAUCAAGAUAGCUUUGAAGUGUAUAUACAAACAUUAAUAUCUCAGGCAUUGGAUUCAAAUUUUUUAACUGAAAUAUUACAUGAAAAAGAUGAUUAUUUCUUAUCAAAUGUAAAGACAGUUGAUGAAAUAACACAAGAAAGAAAAAGACGUUUAUUAUCAACAACAAAAUGGCAACAAAAUGUCAUACUAGCAUUCUCAACGUGGCCUUGUUUAAAUAUCAUCAAAGAUUUUACAUCAGCUGAAAGUAAAGAUAAAGAUUGUAGUGGUUGUCAUCGUGAAAAAAUAUUUUCAAGAAUAUUUUUAUAUGGACAACCGUAUAAUGAAUCAACAUUGGAUUCUUUGUACAUACAUCAACCAUCACCACAAGAUCCACAAGAAAAGGAAUUUUAUUUAUGCAGAGUUUGUCAUAAAAAAGCUGGAUUAUUUAAUAAAGUUGCACAUCAAAAAUAUCUCAUGUUUCUUGAGUGUGCCAGGCGAGUUAAUGAAAGAAAAACAGUUGAUAAAAAUAAGGAUACAACAACCGUCUUGAAUGAAUUAUUGGCUGAUGAAGCAUGGUUGAAUCAGUUGUUCAAAGAUGUACGAACAAUAUGGGCAGAAAUUGAUAGUAUAGAGCAUCAAGAAAGACAAAAAGAAAAUUCUAAAUUAAAAAAUACAAAUAAAAUUCAAAAAAAUAUUAAUUCUGAAUUACCAAUGAUUCAAGGAUUAACAAAUCAUUCAUCUGAUUAUAUUGAAAGUGCCAGUGUUUUGUAGUGUUUAGAAAAAAAAAAAACAAACAACAGAAAAAACAACAACAACAAU
Messenger RNA from Aphidius gifuensis, 6597 nucleotides. Its product is annotated as probable serine/threonine-protein kinase tsuA. NCBI's taxonomy places the organism in Eukaryota, Metazoa, Arthropoda, Insecta, Hymenoptera, Braconidae. The transcript has 9 exons. The record is from RefSeq and is a predicted model, not a curated record. Gene Ontology annotation, cellular component: nucleus. The coding region runs from base 1327 to 6549 and encodes 1740 amino acids.